This is a messenger RNA of Chenopodium quinoa (quinoa), 2231 nucleotides long. Its product is annotated as 7-deoxyloganetin glucosyltransferase-like. Gene Ontology annotation, molecular function: UDP-glycosyltransferase activity. The record is from RefSeq and is a predicted model, not a curated record. The transcript is spliced from 2 exons. NCBI's taxonomy places the organism in Eukaryota, Viridiplantae, Streptophyta, Magnoliopsida, Caryophyllales, Amaranthaceae. Bases 136 to 1599 code for a protein of 487 amino acids.
AAAAUUGACUUCGACCAUACAGACAAGCAUUAAAUUACUAUAGCACGAAAACUAUCUUUAAAUAGCAAGCAAAGAUCACUGAGAAGAGUAUAACCUAGCCAUAUUAGAAACAAAUAAGGUUGCUGAUUAAUUAACAUGAUGAAACAUGCAGUUUGCAUCCCAUUCCCAUCAAAAAGCCAUAUAUUUCCCAUGCUAAAAUUUGCUCAAAUCCUCCAUUUCAAAUAUGGAUUCCAUAUUACCUUCCUAAACACUCACUACUUUCAUCAAACCCUUUUUCAAUCUACCUCCCAAAAUGAUACAUUUUCUUCUAAGGGUAAUUCUAAAAUUACCUUCAAAUUCGAGUCCAUUCUCAACGAUUCAAAUGAUUUGACAUCCGGUGUUAAUUCUGUUAUCGAUGAGACUUUGGCACCUCUCCUUAAGGAAGUCCUUGUAAAACUAGGUAGUAAGGACAACUACUCUAAGAGCUUGUCUUGUGACGAUGAUCCACCAUUGCCACCGACGGUGUCUUGCAUGGUUUACGAUGUCGCGGUGUCCAAGAUCACCCUCGAUGUGGCUGAAGAAAUGGGGAUUCCUGCCGUGGGGUUGGACGUCAUUAGUGCUUGUGGAAUCUUGGGUUACUUGCAAGACCGUCAACUUCUUGACAAAGAGAUUAUACCCCUUAAAGACUCAAGCUGUCUUACAAAUGGUUAUCUUGAGACGACUAUUGAUUGGAUACCAAGUUUGAAGGGAAUACGCUUAAAGAACUUGCCAACCACUUUCAGAGCUACAAAUCCAAAUGAUAGAUGUUUGAAUUAUGUGAGCUCAUAUUUAAAAAAAGCUCUAGAAUCAAAAGCAAUCAUCCUCAACACAUUUGAUGCUUUGGAGAAAGAUGUCCUAGAAGAUCUUUCAUCUUUUUCGCCGAACAUCUACGCAGUUGGGCCAUUCGAUUUGUUACUUGACAAAAUAAUAAAAGAUGUUGAUGAAAAUGAUCACAUCCAUCGUCCGAAUACAGAAGAAGACAAUUGUGACUACAUGCAAUGGCUUGACUCUCAAGAACCAAACUCGGUUUUAUACAUAAGCUUUGGGACAGUUGUUCAAUUGACCGAGGAGCAAUUUGAUGAACUAGCAUGGGGGCUUGCUAAUAGCCAAGCAAAGUUCUUUUGGAUCGUUAGACCCGACCAAGUUAGUGGUAGGUCUAACACUCUUCCGCUUGGUUACGAAGAUGAGGUGAAACAUAGGGGUAUAUUCGCGACUUGGUGUGACCAAAAGAAGGUGUUGGCUCAUCCUUCUAUUGGAGGUUUCGUGACACAACGUGGGUGGAACUCGGUAAGUGAGAGUAUUAGCAAUGGAGUUCCAAUGGUUUGUUACCCUAUUUUUCUAGAGCAAUUUACCACUUGUUUUUAUUGUUGUAAUUGUCUAGGCAUUGGUAUAAAUAUAAGUGAAGCUAAGAAAAGAGAUGAUGUUACCAAGAUGGUAAGAGAGUUCAUGGAAGGAGAAAUGAAAAUUCAUUUGAUCAAGAAUGCCAUCAAGUGGAAGAAUUUGGCCAUUGAAGCAACCAUGAGUCCGCAUGGAUCCUCGUGUGUUACUUUAGACAAUUUAAUUAAUGACGUGCUCAUUUGAAAUCGCUCGUAUCAAAUAUGAUAUACCAUCUAGUAAGGCUUCUAUUUAAUUGUUGUAUUUGAUCUGGAUACUUUAGUUAAUGAUGUGCUUAUUUCAGAUCCCUCUUUUUAAAUUCACUGCAGGAUGUAACGUAAUAAGUGAGUAAUUGAAUCUUGAUCUUGUAAUAUUUCUUGAAUAAUCCUUUUGCAUAGUCUCGAAAUUUCCUAUAUAUAUAUUUUUCCGUCUUUUAUUUAUUUUAUUUUUUAGAAAUAUUUGAUCAGUAUUUAUUCAAUUCCCACCACUUAGUAAUUAGUCGAUAAUAUCUUUUGUUAAUACGUACUACAACUACGUAUAUAGUAGGCAUUAUUAUGUACUCCCUCCGUAUCUUAUAUUUUGCCCCAUAGUGUAAUGUUACUUUAUUAAGUUUUGGUUGGAAAAAAGUAAUGAGAGAGAUAAGUGGUGGGGUUAAUGGGGUGAUUGUGUGAGUAAAAAUGUGAACUCAUAUGCCCAAAAAUAAAAUGGGGCAAAAUUAAAGAGACAUCGUAAAAAAAAUUAGGGCAAAAAUUAAGGGAUAAAGAGAGUAAUACAUAACAUUAACCAAACAUACUUGAGGUUAAGUUUGACCUCCGCUACAUAAAUGUGAUUGGGAGUAG